Molecule: messenger RNA, 3804 nt
Organism: Varanus komodoensis (Komodo dragon)
Lineage: Eukaryota; Metazoa; Chordata; Lepidosauria; Squamata; Varanidae
Gene: FAM171A1
Product: family with sequence similarity 171 member A1
Exons: 8
Coding region: 1-2691 (896 amino acids)
Biological process (GO): stress fiber assembly; regulation of cell shape
Cellular component (GO): plasma membrane
Source: RefSeq, a predicted model, not a curated record
AUGAGCAGGUCGGCGGCGGCGGCGGCGCUUCUGCUCUGCCUGCUGGGCUGCAACGUGUGGAAGGCGGUGACCAAAACCUUAGGAGCGCCCGAUGCGGCUCAAGAAGUGACUCUGAAGGUCCACGUAAGCGAUGCCAGCACACAUCAGCCUGUCACCGAAGCCUUUAUCGAGAUUUUUACGAACCAGAUCCCCAUCGCUUCUGGGACCUCAGGAGCAGAUGGCACUGCCUUCAUCAAGUUUCAGUAUAAGCUGGGCAGUCACCUGAUCGUUACUGCGACUAAGCAUGCCUAUGUGCCAAACUCUGCACCCUGGAAACCGAUAAGAUUGCCUGUGUUUUCUUCUCUGAGCCUUGGCCUUCUCCCUGAACGUUCAGCUACUCUAAUGGUGUAUGAAGAUGUUGUACAGAUAGUCUCAGGAUUUCAAGGUGCACGGAUUCAGCCCAAAGUUCAUUUUCAAAGGAGAGCCUUGAAGCUGCCAGAGAAUACCAGCUAUAGUGACCUCACAGCAUUUCUUACUUCAGCUAGUUCACCUUGGGAGGUGGAUAGUUUCCCUUAUUUGCAAGGAUAUGAUGGCAAUGGAACUGGAAAUAACACUAGGUAUGAUCUUACUCCUGUCACUGCAGUUAGUGUUCACUUACUCAAAAGCGAUGGGACUCCGGUUCCAGUGAAUGGACCCAUCUAUGUAACAGUGCCUCUCCCGACAACCAGCAACCUGAAGCACAAUACUCAUGUGCCCGCCUGGAGGUUUGACCAAAAAUUUGGGACCUGGUUGAAAAGCAGUUUAGGUGUCAUAGAACAAGAAGGACAUGAGAUGACCUGGACAUACAUUGCUCCACAGCUGGGCUACUGGGUUGCUGCCAUGUCACCCACAAAUCCAGGUCCCGUUGUAACCCAAGACAUUGCCACAUACCACACGGUGUUCCUUUUGGCGAUUCUAGGAGGAAUGUCUCUAAUAUUUCUUGUAUUGCUGGGCCUUCUUUUGUACUAUUGCAGAAGAAAGUGUUUGAAACCACGUCACAAGAAAUUGCAGCUGUCCUCGACACUGAGCGGCUCCAAAAAGGAUCAAUCCACCUCAAUGUCUCACCUCAACUUAAUAUUUUCACGCCGUGAGUCAGAAUUUCCUGGUGGGCUAUCCGUUGCUAGCAACAGACACGCAGAAUCCUCAGGUCACAAGGAGAUGAUUGGGGCUGUCCACAUGGAGAAAGUGUGUUUGGGUGGAGAAGCAGAUAUGCACACUCCCAUGCUCAGACAUACAUACAGCACCUCACAGGAAUUUAGUUCCCGAGAAGAAUUGCUUUCCCACAAGGAGAAGGACCAGAGCCGGAUAUCUUUGGAAAACAUGGCGCCCAGUGAAACUUUGCGAAAAGAUUACCUUAAAUCGGUGGAUAAUUUUCCUAUAAACCCAAGAAAAUCUAUGGAAACAUUGGAAGGCUAUGACUCUCCUGACAAGGAAGAUCAUAGGAGGAGUUACAAUGCGAUGUUGGCUCGGCCUUUAUUUGAAAAGCAAGAGCAAGCAUCCAUGAACCAUAUUUCUACAGGAAGUAAAUACAAUAUUCAGGAACAACUCUAUCCCAUCCCUUCCACACCUGAAACAGAACUGCUAGACUGCAGACCCACUGAAUGUAUGAUGUCUCGCUCUGUUGACCAUCUCGAAAGACCCACCUCUUUCCCUCGGCCAGGUCAGCUGGUCUGCUGCAAUUCUGUCGAUCAGGUUAAUGACAGUGUUUACAGAAAAGUAUUGCCUACGUUAGUCAUUCCAGGUCAUUACAUGAAGCUUCCUGGGGAACAUCCUUAUGUUAGCCAGCCUUUGGUUGUUCCUACCGAUCAACAAAUCGAUAUCGAAAGACUCCAAGCAGAGCUGUCAAGCCCUCAUUCCCAGCUUUUCCCACAUUCCCAGCAACAGAUGCAGCCUCAGCAGUUGGCUGCUCAAGCAAUAUCUCAACAACAUUUGCAAGAAGCUGGUGCUAGUGAAUGGAGCCCACAACACGUUUCUAUGUCUGAAUCGGUAUCCAUUCCAGCAUCACUCAAUGAUGCCUCCCUGGCACAAAUGAAUAGCGAAGUGCAGCUUCUUACGGAGAAAGCGCUAAUGGAGUUGGGUGGAGGUAAGCCUUUGCCUCAUCCUCGGGCAUGGUUUGUUUCUCUAGAUGGGCGUUCAAAUGCUCAUGUGAGACAUUCAUACAUUGAUCUUCAAAGAGCUGGAAGGAACGGAAGUAAUGAUGCCAGUUUGGAUUCUGGUGUUGACAUGAAUGAGCCCAAAUCCGCCCGAAAGGGAAGAGGGGACCAUUUAUCUCUGCAACAAACCCAUCAGCAAGCGCAGGUACAUCCACAAAAAGAGCAGAAAGCUCCAGAUAGCACAGCUUACACUCAGCUUGUAUAUUUGGAGGAUAUGGACCAAAGUGGCAGUGAAUGUGGAACUGCAGUUUGCAGCCCAGAAGACAGUACUCUGAGAUGCCUGUUGGAAGGGGGAGGCAGAAGAACAGCCGGCCAGUUGCCUAGUCUGCAGGAGGAAACGAUAAAAAGAACUGUAGAAAGUUCACCUGAGCCUUUAACAAGUCCAGAACAUGGAACAACGAUCCACAACGAAGCUGAAGAAGAGGAGGAUGGCGAUGACGAUGAUGACCAAGGGGAAGAUAAAAAAAGUCCUUGGCAAAAGCGAGAGGAAAGGCCCCUCAUGGCUUUCAAUCUAAAGUGAGCUACAACGGAUUUAUCUUUUUCCAAUGGAAUAUAAAAUUGCCAAAUAUAUUUUCAGUGGAUGUUCUCAGUUUGUCCACAGAUAGGGAGAAAGGGGUUGGAAAUAACCCUUGGGAGGACAACAGAGAAAGUACACGCAAGGAAUUACUGUGCAAAUUCAAAUCGUUGCUCUCAAAAAUCAAUAUGAUUUCCCACAGGAGAGCUUAAAGGAGUGCGACUUUGAUUCCAUUUACUUGACAUCAGCCACCAAGGGCGUUCGGACAUAUUGGCAUGUGGUAUGGCAGAUUGUGACCUCAGAUUUCCCUGGAAAGGGAUCUAUGUGAAACAAUGUUACUUUUGCUUAAUUCAAUUGUAUCAUGAUGAUGCUACUGAAAGGGUAUACUUAAUUAGAAUUCAACACUUGACGUCUACAGAUAUGCAUUAUCUCAAAGGAAGGCUAUGCAUUGCUGCUUUUUAGUAAUCUUUGUUUAAACUAUACUUUUCUUACUUAUUUACAAAGUAGUUGUAAAACAUUGUAUGUCUUGUAGUCUGCACAGCAACUGAGUUAUCUAUAUGAAGCCUGAAUGGCAUUCCGUGGAAUUUGAAGAGCCUUUUUAUGAAACCAAACUGAAUUUUAAGUCAGCUGCAGUUCCUCCAGUUCCAGUCCCCACUCCAAGUGCCUUUUUUACAGGAAUAAUGAACAGACCCCCUUUUUGCUAGCGCCUUGAAUAUUCAGAUUUUUAAAACAUUUCUGAAGCUGUACCUUUAAACUGCAUGCCAUCAACUGUCUGUGCUGAAUGACUCGCCAUUUCACUUCGGUGUAUUCUCUAGUUACAGUGUGUCCUGUGGAUUCUGUUUAGCAAAGAUAGACUAGAGGACAUCUUUGAACAGCCCCAAAGUAGCCAAGAAGAUAGUCUCACAAAUUGUAUAUAUAUGGUGUACAUAGGCUCAAGGAAACAUGGACCAUGGACCAAGCAAGUGGACUGAAUGUGUUUUAGAAAUGUUGGGCAAAAUGAUUAUGUACUAUCCAAAAGUGCCAGAUACACUUCUGUGCUUUCUCUCUCUAAAGCUGCUUGGUUAUCCAAAAAUUAUAAUUGAAAAAUAAACUUUUUAAAAAUUGAGGAUUUUUAAUACC